UUCAACGUUCGAGUUUAUUGUAAAUCCCUCUAGAAUUGUUUUAAUGGGAUUUAUUACUGUGUAGUGAUGAGCACGUAAAGUAUAGCAAUGGAGGGAUUGCCUUCAGGUGAUAUUCAAGCCAAAUAUCAAAAAUUAGCAGCUGAAUAUUCAAAGCUCAGGGUUCAUGUAAAGGUAUUGAAAAAAGGUGUAUUAGAUGAGCAAGCUAAAUCGAAUGAAUUGCGGGAGUUACUUAAAGAAAAAGAAAAAUCAUUGCGUAAAGGAGAAUUAGAGAUAGAUUCUUUAACUUUUAGAAAUCAGCAAUUGACGCGACGCGUUUCUGUUUUGCAAGAUGAAAUUGAACAAACACAGACAAAACUAACAAAAAAAUCAAAAAGCAAAGAUGAUAAAGCCCCGUCAAAUAGCAAUCCUGCACCGCUGGAUGCAGGGCUACUUCAAGAGGAGCUGCAAAAGAAAAUUAUUGAAAAUGCCCAGUAUGCAUCUCAGCUCUCCGACAAAACAUUUGAAGUAUCCCAACUGCAAGCAUCAAUCGAAGACUGCAACCGUCACAUGACAGAGUGUGAAAGUAGAUAUAAGUGUGAAAUCGCUAAAUUAAAGAAUAAGAAUCAAGAAUUACAGUUUGCGCUGGAAGAAGCUAGGAAGGAACGGUUAGGUGGAACGCCAAAGGUGCAGGCCGGUAGUCAAGCUAGUUGUAACGGUGACUUUUUGUCGGAAGGCGGAAGUUUGAUUGGCAGUGAAGAUGCCCUUAGUUCAGUAGACGACUUGCAUAUAAAUGAACAGCUGAGCAAUAAGUUACAUAACUCUGAACAGGAAAACCAAAAGCUUCGUAUGGAAUAUGGAAUGCUGCAGCUAGAGAACGAAAGCCUCAAGUUAGAGAUUAGCAAACACGUGUCCGCGUCGCAAAGGAGAAGAGGAGAUACGCACGACUCUGGGGACUUUAACACGUUUAGUGAAACUUCUAUAGAUGGCGAGGGUAGGAUAACAGGAUUGUUAGGAAGUCUGCAAGUGCCGUUCCUCCUCAGUGGGGAGGUGCAAGAGCGGGAGGAGAGGAUGCUGUCCUACUUCCGCAGCAAGAUCAGCAAGCUCAGCGCUGAGAGGGACGAACUUAUCAGCAAUGCAGAACAUUAUGUUAAAGAGUGUGAAAUGUUGAGGCUGCGCUUCGAAGAAUUACAGCAGGAAAAAGAAACGGACGCAAAUACGAUACAAGACAAACACGAUACUAUUGCGAGGCUGGAGGAGGAACUCCACUCGACGUCGCACAACUACGAGCAGCAGAUGAGCGUGCUGACGGAGCACGUGGCCGCGCUCAACGACCGCCUCGCCGAGCAGCACGACCAGCUGCUGCAGCUCAAACAUCAGCUCGCCACUAGGAAGAAGUAGCACCCUGUAUACAUGAUGUACACAUGUAAUCCAAACCAGUGUGCCUAGUGUGAGUUUUCAUCGAGUACGAAACGUUACUAUCGCGUCUGCGUCACAGCGAAAUUUGUAUGGGGAAUCAAAGCUUCCCCAUACGUCCGCUAGGGGCGCUGUUCAAUUUCCCAUACUAAUUCGGCUGUGACGCAAACGCGAUAGUAACGUUUCGUACUCGAUCAAACUCACACUAGGGGUACUGUACAGGCAGUGUAUACAGUGUACACGCGCAGUUAUAACACGUGUGGUGUGGAGGUAGCUCGUCAUCGGACAGGAGUAGCACCCUGUAUACAUGAUGUACGCGUGUAGUGUAAUCCAAACCUGUACAGGCAGUGUAUACAGUGUACACGCGCAGUUAUAACACGUGUGGUGUGGAGGUAGCUCGUCAUCGGACAGGAGUAGCACCCUGUAUACAUGAUGUACGCGUGUAAUCCAAACCUGUACAGGCAGUGUAUACAGUGUACACGCGCAGUUAUAACACGUUUGGUGUGGAGGUAGCUCGUCAUCGGACAGGAAUAGCACCCUGUAUACAUGAUGUACGCGUGUAGUGUAAUCCAAACCUGUAUAGGUGUUACAAUACAGUGUACAUACGCAGUGUUACCGGAAGGAAGUAGCGCCUGUACACAUGCUAUAAACGCGCAUAUACAGUUUACACAGCUGUGGUGUGGAGGUAGCUCCUGUAUAAAUGCUGUACGCGUGUAAUGUACACCCUAAACAGGCAGUAUAUAAAGUGUUACACGUCACCGGGAAGAAAUAGCACCUGUAUACCUAGUACACACGCAGUGUUACACAUGUGCGGCGUGGAGGUAGCUUGCUACCAGGAAAAAUCCUGUAUACACAAAUAAGGAUUGUUCAAGAUGUUCUUAAACCUUUUUAUAAAAAACGGUAACUUACAUAACACCCAGCCUUAUGCGAAUGAAGUUAUGAUGUUAUAGAAUACAAUAAGCAUGAUUGGCUGAGCUCUUUAAGCUGUCAUAAAAAAGUCAAUACCAAUAACAGCUUUUGGUACAUUUUUUACUGACAUUCUUAUACCUUUAUGCCAUAAGAUUAGCCUUAUAAUAUAAAAGUACCAA
Colias croceus (clouded yellow) is the source of this 2480-nucleotide messenger RNA. RefSeq names its product protein phosphatase 1 regulatory subunit 21. The coding region runs from base 88 to 1377 and encodes 429 amino acids. Lineage: Eukaryota; Metazoa; Arthropoda; Insecta; Lepidoptera; Pieridae. Gene Ontology annotation, cellular component: early endosome; membrane. The transcript is spliced from 9 exons. The record is from RefSeq and is a predicted model, not a curated record.